Molecule: messenger RNA, 1116 nt
Organism: Acaulospora morrowiae
Lineage: Eukaryota; Fungi; Glomeromycota; Glomeromycetes; Diversisporales; Acaulosporaceae
Source: the annotation of a GenBank genome assembly
AUGUCGACCAGUGAUUUAUUCGACGAUGUGUUGAUUCAUAUGAGUUUGCUGAUGGACUACAUCAGUUACGUUUACAAUGCUUUCUUGAGCAUUCUAUUCCUUAAAUUCCUACAUCAAGAACCACUUCAAGUUCACACACCCACCGAGACCUACCAUCCAGCUGUACUCAUAACCGGUACCUCCAGUGGCAUCGGUCGUAAUACCGCUCUCGAAUUGGCCAAUCGUGGAUACACCGUGUUCGCAACCGUUCGCAAGGAGGAUGAUGCCAAUGAAUUGAAAGAAAUCUUCAAGGGAUAUGAAAAUUCCAAACAAGGCAGCCUGAUUCCUAUCCUUAUGGAUGUCACCAAAAAACAAGACAUUCAAGAUGCCCACAAAAUCGUGAGGGAAAAAAUUGGGCGAGAAAUCCCGUUCGUGGGCUUGAUAAACAAUGCCGCGUUAGCUAUGCACUUGCCCCUCGAGAUAGCAUCCGAGGAAUUUUUGAUGGAUAGUUUCAGCACCAAUUUUUUCGGAGUCAUCAACCUAACAAAAAAAUUUUUACCAUUGUUGAGAGAGAGUCGUGGACGAGUCAUUAACAUUGGAAGUGUUGGGGCUUGGGAAACAUUGCCGUCAAUGGGUGUAUAUGAUUCCACAAAGGCCGCAUUAAGGACGAUGACAAGGGCUUGGAGGUUGGAAUCGAGACCGAAUGGCGUGCAUUUUUCUCUAAUUGAACCAGGCAAGAAAAGAAUCCUAUUUAACAAAAAGACAAUCAUGACAAGAAUCAUCAAGACUCCUCUAACCGAACGGGCGGUAGAAAACUAUCGUAAUUUCACAUCCUUUCCCUCAAAUUCAUCUUACCACGAUCUUCGUCACAGCAUCACCUCCAGUGUAAUUGGAUCCUAUGAGAACAUGUAUCGGAUGGUGGGCAAAUGGUGCACGAAUUCCCUCUUCAAAGGUUCUCCACCGGAUGUUGUGACUGAUGCUAUUGUACACGCAUUGAGUGCUCAAUAUCCAAAGAAUACUUAUUAUGUGGGCUUUGAUGCUCGGAUGGCCUCAACAUUGAAUUGGUUGGUGGGAGAUAGAAUCAUUGAAGUUGUGCUGGCUAAAGCUUUGACUCCGUCGGAGAAUAUUCAUAUGUAG